Messenger RNA from Pseudogymnoascus verrucosus, 764 nucleotides. RefSeq lists its product as uncharacterized. The transcript has a single exon. The record is from RefSeq and is a predicted model, not a curated record. Bases 117 to 764 code for a protein of 215 amino acids. Lineage: Eukaryota; Fungi; Ascomycota; Leotiomycetes; Thelebolales; Thelebolaceae.
GGAAAAUAGGACGAAUUUUAUACAUCGAGCUUUAUUUAUAUUAAGUGCUUAUCUCCCUCGUAUGCGUAAUUGAAUACUCGACUACACAGCAUCAGUACCAUUCCUCGACGCUCAUCAUGCCACCUACGAAAGGAGCCGGUAUCGUCCUACGACUCUUCAAUCCAACGCAUGGAGCAAAAGUAGGUCCAGAAAUCUACGUUCCUGGUUCUGAUAUCACCCAUAUAACAACCAUUGCAUCCACGGACGACAAAGUUCAAACGGGCGCGCCGAGCGCAAGCUUCGCAUAUCACGUGAAACAUAUCUCAAAGUUUUUGAUAGAAGGCGCCUACGAGCGAGGCCCAGCUCAUGCCGAGGCCGGCCUCAUCCAAUGUUUCGUGUACAAACGAAUCAGCAAACUAUCGCGGGAUGGCCAUGAACUAUCUGAAGGCGGCGUUGCUCCGCCUGGAUCAGUGAUGGUCUGUGUAGCCAUCACACCAGGAGACACUGAAGAUUACUCAAAGUGGUACGAUGAAGAGCACCAGGGAAUGAUCACUAAGGUUCCUGGCUGGAUAAAAAGCGAGCGUUAUGAGCUAGCAAAGGCGUAUGGUUCUCAAGUUGGCGCCGCACCAUUUCUCGCUGUGCACUUUUAUGAUGAGAAGAAUGGAUUGGGUGGUCCGGAGUGGAGGGCAAGUGUUGAAACUAUCUGGUCGAAGAAAAUCAGAGAAAAUGUGGUUGUGCCUCAUUAUAGGAGGGUGUGGAAAGUUGUAGAGCAGAAGGCUGUUUAG